Exophiala bonariae is the source of this 696-nucleotide messenger RNA. RefSeq lists its product as uncharacterized. NCBI's taxonomy places the organism in Eukaryota, Fungi, Ascomycota, Eurotiomycetes, Chaetothyriales, Herpotrichiellaceae. The coding region runs from base 1 to 696 and encodes 231 amino acids. The transcript has a single exon. The record is from RefSeq and is a predicted model, not a curated record.
AUGCCCAAGGCGAAAUCUAGUCAUCCCGCCUCGUAUAGCAGCUUAUCCGAUCAGGAAAUCGCCGUAGUAAACAAGAUUUACGCCUUCACCGAGGAAUACUUCAAGAACCCGAGGUUUGACGCGUCCCACGACUUUAACCACGUCAAACGCGUCGUGUCCAAUGCCCUGAUCAUCCUCGAGAAGGAAGAAGAGCUCCGGAACCAUAAACUCUUGCCAGCACUGAAUCCCCUCAACGUCAUCCUGGGAGCCUUGCUACACGAUGUCGAAGACAAGAAGUACCUGACCGGUGACGAAACUGGAUCUCCGACAAAGCGCGCCGUCAUUGAAGCCGGACUGUCUGAAGACUAUGCGACACACAUGCAGCAGCUGGUCGAGGGCGUUUCCUAUUCAUCCGAAGUCAAGGAUCCGCGACGCGUCAUCGAGCUGAUCGAAGCCAUUCCAGAACUUGCGAUUGUCCAGGAUGCCGAUCGUCUCGACGCGAUCGGAGCCAUAGGGAUCGGGCGGUGUUUCACCUUCACUGGUGCAAAAGGGUUCAAGAGUCUUCAAGAUGCCAUCGACCACUUCGAGGACAAAUUGCUUAAACUCGAGGCCAUGAUGAAGACUGAGACGGGGAUGGCCAUGGCCGAGGAGAGGUCCGCUCGAAUUCGGGAGUUCAUGUCGUGGUGGCACGAGGAAGUUGAUGCUGCUAACCAGUGA